Molecule: messenger RNA, 8892 nt
Organism: Pocillopora meandrina
Lineage: Eukaryota; Metazoa; Cnidaria; Anthozoa; Scleractinia; Pocilloporidae
Source: the annotation of a GenBank genome assembly
AUGGCUUCUGCCACCCCACUGCAUCCUUCUACCAAGGAGACCUCUAAUUAUGCCCAGCUCUGUCGCCUUCUUGUUAAAGUUGGAUCACUUGUGCUAAGGGAGAUCUUUGACCGGGUAUGUCCACCAGAAAACCUACAUGCAGUUCUGACUAAUCCCACAAACCAUGCCAAAUUGCAAACACUGCGAAAGAAGAGAGUCCUGAGUACUUCCCAGUGGGAGAAACUGUAUCCUGCUUCCAAAUCUUCAGUUUCCUCAAAGGACUUUAACACCUCCCUACUGCUAAUUCUUCUGAAGAAUAUCUGGGGUCUUACUCUCCCUGCCUCUGACAGGAAUAACCUUCCUUCAGGAUCAGACACCUCUCCAGAAGCUGGCAUCACUCGCAUCAAGUUUUUCAGGGACAGAGUUUUCAGUCAUGCUGGUAAUGCUUCAGUUGAUGAUCCAACUUUUAGUUUGUACUGGAACAACAUCAAAGACACCUUUGUGCGUAUUGGAGGGACCUGCUAUGAGGAAGUCAUAGAUGAUUUUACACUCCAUUGUAUGGAUGUUGAUCUUGAAGAACACUACCAAGAGCUUCUGAGAGAGUGGUUGAAAGACGAUGACUGCGUCACAGACAAAUUGCAUGAAGACAAAAUUGUAAAAAAGGCCAGGAAAGGAGGCGACAUGGAGGAUUCCUUUGACAUUUCUGAACAAAAUUCAUGGGAGAGAGGUGUGUGUAAUUUUUUGAAAACCUGAGUUUUAAACUAACUUUUUAGAGUCAAUAAUGUACAGUUAGUCGUACUAGAUCGUUUAAAAGUCACAUCUAUGUGUAAUUAAAGUUGUGAAUCUUUAUUCCCUUGAUACAUCGACUGUAUCCAUAAUUUGCUUUCUUUCUUCAUCUUUCUUAUCUUUUGGUUUCCAUUUGGAUAAGCUAUUUAAUUGUUACAUACAAAUGUUUAAAAAAAAAACUACAACCUUCUUUUUCAGACACCGUACCAAUGCCUGGGGAAAAUACAUCAGCGCAGACUAGCAAUAGCAGCCUGCCAGAGCUCAGAGUGAAACUUCCAGAGUUGAGUGAUCUUCCAAAAAUCUGUAAUCCCUGGGAAACUGUUGAACUUCCUGUUGAUAUUCUUUUAUUAACAGUGGAAGACUGUGAGUUCUUAAGCUGCUUUGCCUACCUGAAGAAACCCUUUAAGAGUUACCACAACAGUACUGGCCCUGUGUACUUUGGGUGCAUGGGUGAUGAUAAAGGAAAGGAAAUGAAAAUCGCAUUGACGAGGUGCUCCAAAGGUCCUGAUGUUCCUGGGGGUUCCUUGUCUGUUUCAAAAGAUGCCAUCUUGCUACUGAGACCCAAGGCUAUUUUUUCUGUUGGUGCCUGCAGUGGUUUGAACAGCAAAAAGGUCAAGUUAGGAGAUGUGGUUGUUUCAGCAAAGCUGAUAACAGCUGCAUACAAAACUCCCCCCAGCAGAGAUAUUGGAAACCUGAUCAAACAUGUGGCUGAUGGGUGGAAGGCACCUUUACAAAAUGCUGAUAAAUAUAACGCCAAAGUGCAUUGUGAUGGAGUGGUUCUGAGUAUCUCAGAGGCAAACAGAGAUAUGAUUAGGAAACAUCCUGAAGCAAUUGCAGUUGAAAUGGAAGGUGGAGGUGAGAAUCAUAAUAAUUCAAAUAAUUGAUGAGCCAAGCACUUUUGCACUUGAAGGAAGUGUUUUGGAAAACACUGCUCUGGUAUUGUCUCUGCUGGUCCAGGAAAUAGCAUGUAUCACAUAGCAUGUCAAAUUUGCAGGAAUUAUAUAUUGCAUAAGAAUAGUGAUUUUGUGUUUGGCUGGGGUAGGAAGAUUUUUUUACAGGUGAAGGUGACUGAAUACUUUUUCUGGCUAAAUUGAGUGUGCUCCUUCAGAAUGUCAUGUAUUGUCUUAAAUUUUUCAUCUGAAAAAUGUAGAAAGUAUUUUGUUGAGUAGUUUGAGAGUUGAGGAAAGGUAUCACAGUCCCUGUUAACACUUAAACUCCCAUGAGUGACCAAGACAGAGUUUCUCCUUACAGUAUCAACAUGAUACCAAGCAGAUAAGUAAUGGGAAAAUAAAAAAGAGUCAACUAGAGGAUUAGUGGUUGAUCCAAAACCAAAUCCUCCUAACCAACAUCAUAGGAAUUGUAUAAUAGACAUUAACCCUUUCACUCCCAAGAUCUCAUUAGCAGUUCUCCUUAAAUGAUUCUCAUUGUGUUAGUUUGGAGAAUUUGGUAUCAGAUUAAUUAAUAAUCCCAUAAUUGACAUGUUUCUUUAUUCUCAUCACUUGUCUGCAUGAUAUUAUAUCGAUAUAGUAAGGAAAAAUCCUGUCUUGGUCACUCACGGGAGUGAAAGGGUUAACUCUAUCUGGCAGAAGUUUGUCUUUUGAGAAAUGUUGAAAGUUACCUAUGAAACAAGGUGAAGCCUGAAGAAUAAUUUUACAGUCUCAGUGUACAAUUUUUUUUAAAUUACUGGUUGAAAAAAAUUUGAUUUCGGAACUAACUAACGUUUUCCUUCAAUAUGCAUGUUUACAAACAGCUAGAGUGUGAAUCUUCGUUAGCUUUGAUUGAACAAAUAUUUUUAGGAUGCAAAGAAAAUAAGCUUAAUAUAUAGUUAACAGACAUGUGUGUGUUUUUUUCAGGAGUGUAUGCAGCAGCUCAUGAUUUUAAGAUAGAAUGGGUGGUAGUCAAGGGCAUCAAAGACUUUGCAGAUGAAACGCAGUCUUCAAGUAAGAAAUGGAAAAAAAUUGCCAGUGUGAUGGCAGCAUCUGUCGUGGCCAACAUUUUGAAUGAUCCAGUCAUAUUCCAAGAUUGGCCUCACUUUAAUGCAGGUAUUGCUUCCUGUCUCAAUGUUCUCUUUUUACAAGGAUAGGUCUGACUAAGAUCUAAGUUCCCUCGGCAUAUUCUUGUAUGGAUUAUAAAUCAAGACGAUUUAUUCAGUAAUAUUUCACAAAUAGGAAAUUAAGUUACCCUUAGAGUUUACAUACCUGUAGGUUUAACAAGGCCUCCUAAGGUGGUGGGAGAAAAAACUUAUGUUUAAAUUGAGAGAUGUAAUUGAUGAAUAAAAAUUCACUCCAUGAGCCAGGUGAACUGGCCUGCAUGUAUUCCAUACAGUAGUUAGCGUGGUUUAUGUAACACAACCAAAAUAUGGAAAAUUCAGAGGUUAAUGACAUCUACCAAUGAAAGUGAUGUGAAGUGAUUUGAUAUAUGUUCUGGACCAGUAAACAACACAGGGACUUUAUGGUGAGCUGGGCCCCUUACGAAGUUUAGAUAUGACACGCGUCCUGCAUGCUGCUAGGAUCAGCAAUGUUGAUAGCGGCAUGUUUUUAAAUGGUAUAAGAAAGAAGGUAAAUCUUGAGCUCCGUAAAAGAAAUAGAGAAAUGUUUUUUGUCUUGUCACGAGCGUGGAAAAAAGAUGACAAAACCAAAGAGAAAGAGAAAAAAAAUCCAGAUAGUUACCAAUGAGACCGUGGGAGUGGAAAGGUUUAUAAAUGUUAUGUAAAAAAACAAACAAAGAAACGUGAGAUGUGAGGUAGGAAAUAUUGUGGAAAAUUGAAUACGAUGAUGGCUCGACAACAGGAAACAAAGGAUCGAGGUAAGUUUUCGAUGAAACUCCAUCUUGCCAGCUUAAUCUCGGAUCAAAAAUAGAUAAUGUUUUGCCAUGAGAUUUAUCAAUCCUUAACACAUAUCUUUGUCAGUGUUUAACCCUUGGUUGGGCAUUAUUUGUACCUGAGAAGACAUUUAAUCGUUUCAAAUAGGGUUUAGACCCAAUUUAUAAGAGAAAGCCUUCACUUAUGAAACCCUAAAAUAUGUUUUACCCUCAGAUAAACUGACGAAUGACUUUGACUGGAUGAGAACUGAAGUUGGAAACCUACGUGAUAAGCUGGACACUCUAAUGACACGACAACAUGACGCACAAGAUCAAGGUGAAUUCUAGAUGCCAUUUCUUAAGUCACUUUUCCAUUAAAAGUAACUUUGAAUUCAGUGAAGUAUGAGAGGAGUUUCAAAAUUUUCUAAUCUGUCAACUGUCAUAGCGCUGUAAGGUGCAUAUUGCCGUGUGCCCUUUGAUCAUUUUAAUGGUAAAUGAAAAUGUAGCAUAUACGCAUUAAAUAUGAAUAAAAACUUGUUUCAGAUAUUUCUAUUAAAGUAAAGAAAGACUUGGACUUCUUUCAGACAAUAUGCGUUUUCAACUUUAGAAAAAAUGACAUAUGACAUUGAUCAGAUGAGAAGUGAAGUUGGAAACAUACAUGACAAGUUGGAGAGUUUAAUGAUGGCCCGACAAGAGGAAACGCAGCUUCAAGGUCAGUCCCUAUGGCAGCUAUGAAUUCAAAAGCGAUUCAUCUAUUGAACUGCUGAACUUUGGGAGAGUUAUUUUUAAGUGAGUGUUCACCGGAAGAACGUUGCAUUUUUUGAUUGAGCAACAUUAAAGCAGAUUAAAUAAUGCUAAAAAUGCGAUGAAUAAUGCUAAAUUUUCAUUGAAAAUAGACCUAUGCUUUGUGCGUAAAAAAAGGUGCUCUUUAGAAGAAUUUGCAACAAGACCUCUCAUCGCCGUCUGUGUAACCGGCGGGGCUGUUGUGUUUCGGUUUUGCCUCACAGCUCUUUUCAGGGCACAGCCGCCUAUUAAGCCAUCGUCACUCGCUAAUAGAAAUAGUCACCGAAACCUUUGCCAAAGGCAUUUGACAUCUUGCAAUAGAGCUGAGAAUUAAUCUUUCUCCUUAGCAAUAACUUUAAGGUGUUUUUGAAAACUUUAUUGUUUUAAAUAUAUACGCGAUCUAUUUUACGCGAUCUAUUUUAAACGAAGUGGCUAUCAGUUGACGCUUCUGCUCAGCUAAUAAUAUUGAAAUGCUCAUCCUCAGGGGACAUCAAAAACGACCUUGAUCAAAUCAAAAUUGAUGUUGGAAACGUGAGUCACAGGUUGGACGAUUUGGCGGCACAACAAAGAACAACUGAGCAGCAAGGUGCGUACUGCGCUAACUAACUAACUAACGGAAUACGGGCUCGAGUUAUUUUUUGAGGGCGAAGCUUGAAUCAACUAUCGCGCAUGAAAUUGAGAGCGAAAAACUCAAUAGUUUAAUUUAAAUCUAAAAGUCACUCAAGACUUGGAAGAAAGGUAGGCUCGUGUUUUUAUUGAAUUUUAAUACAAAUGGGGGAUCCCUUUAAAAUCAGAAGUUAUCAUAUGACAGUUGAUAAUCAGUUUUAUUACACAUUAAACUUACCAUGGAAAAACUGAUUAGUCGAGAGCAUUUAAUUGAUAUACAAUUAACAAUUGGUUCACACGUCAGCGUGCGUUCCUCGAGAUAUGAAGCACGCUUGAAGUUUGGAGAGCACAAAAGAUGCGUAAGAGUUGCUCGAGGUGAAGCCGAAAUGUUUUAAAAGGGUUAAUAUUCCCUCUGCUUCGCUUCAGCGCGUUGAUGAUUUUGUUUCAGGAAAAAAAUUUCGCUACGCUGUAAACGAUCUUAUCUUAGAUUGGUCAAAAAAUGACAGGUGACAUGAUUCAUGCGUGUAAAUGAACUUUGUUGUAUAAUUGAAUACAAAAGUAAAACUGAUCGCGGAAAAAUUUUUUUUCUCGAGGGAUUUGUUUGCGACGUCAUGAGCGUGCACAAUAGGAAUAUGAAGCACGCUUUCGCAAUUGAAUUUAAUUAGACAAAUUCACUUGCUGUUAUAAUAGCGUAUGAAAUUGACAUGAUAACCUGUUAUCUGCAGCGAAUAUUGAUCAUGAGAAAUGUUUUAUUUUUUAGUUGUUUUAAAAAUGUAUAACCAAACAAUGAUUGAAUUCCGUUUCUCCAUAAUAUCAUGAGUUAUGAGACUUCACGUCAGUGUUAUAAGCCUCAGCCUUCGGCUAAACAUCAUCCUGUAAUUGCUUACUUUUCCGAGAGUCAUGGCGUUAUAUGGCGUAUCGCCUAGAAUGCCUAAAAAACUAAUAGCCGAUACUUUUUCAGAUGGAUUUGACCCAACUGAAAUUAUUGAUAACAUUCGUCAACUCUACAAAAAGCGGGAAGGUUGGCUGGCACCGUUUCCCUGGUGUGAAGACUUCCACUUCUCCUUUGACAAGAUCUACACCAGACUGAAAGUCAUCUAUAGAGAGAAAACGAGAGGAACCGCAACAGACCGAGUUGUCACGAUGUCUGAAAUCUUCAACCGGCACGAAGAAUGUGAAGAACCAAGAGUAGUGUUAAUUGAAGGGAAGCCUGGUAUGGGAAAGACCACUUACUGUAAGAAAGUUGUUUUCGACUGGGCCACAGAAAAACACACAACCGGAAAUUGCUUCACAAACUUCGUAAUAGUGCUUUUGAUCAAAUGUCGUGAUGUUGAGUCUGGCCUUUGGGAGGCCAUUGAAGAUCAACUUCUGCCUCGAGAAGUUGGUGAAGACGAACGCGAGAGAUUCUUCGACUUCAUUCGCCACAACCAAUCUAAUGUUCUUCUAAUACUCGAUGGAUUGGAUGAAGUUUCUGAGAAGAAGCUACCUAUGUUUUCAGAAAUUAUUCAAGGCCGAGUACUGCCAAACUGUCGCGUGGUCGCUACGGCACGACACGAAGCUGGAGUCAAAGUUCGAAAAUAUUGCGACACGCUGUUAGAGGUUGAUGGAUUUACCGAAGAAGAUGUACAGUCCUUCGUCAAAAAGUACUUCGAAGCCAAACCAAAAUUGGCCGAGCAGCUUAUCGCACACCUACUUGCUGAUUACAAGUUAUAUGAAAUUGUGACGAAUCCUCUCAACACUGCGCUUCUUUGCCUGGUCUAUGAAGAUUUGAAAGGUGUAUUUCCUGAAAGCAGAACGAAGCUGUACAUGGAAAUAGUGGAGUGUGUACUAAGAAGGUACAGAACAAAGCAGCAACUACCAGAGAACGGUGAAGACCUUGUUGACCUUUACGAAAGCCAGUUGAAACACCUUGGUUCGAUAGCUUUGAAAGGUUUACUUGAAGACAACUUGGAUUUUGACGAGAAGGAGCUUGGAAAACACAAAGCAAGCGAUUUACCUGGAUUUGGAUUUCUGUCAGUUCAGCCUGGAGGCAGUAAACUAAGACCAACUAGACGUUAUAGCUUUCUUCACAAGACUUUCCAAGAAUUCUUUGCAGCAUUCUAUCUCAGUUGUCAGCUUAUCAAGGAAGAAAUCAGCGCGAACAGUAUUGCUGCUGACAGAAAAUAUCGCCAUGAGCUGAAAGAAGUGCUUCUGUUUGCAUUUGGUAUGCUAGCAGCACGAUGCGAGGAAACAGUGGUGAACCUUCUGAAAAGCAUAGCAACACAGUUAGACCAGGAUGAAGGGAAAGGCCUGCCUACUUUAUUAAAGUGUGUUUGUGAAUGCAAAAAGCAGAACAAAAAUGUUGAUGAAAAAUUGGCUACCGCUCUUGGCGUUUCUCUUCAAAUCAAAACUGUUGUUAUUUCAAAGGUAAGAGAAUAUAAAGAAUUAGCUGUCGUUUUAAGCAACUUUCUGAUAACAAAUACAACAGUGACCUUUUUAUUAUUGAGUGACGUUUUGCAAGAUGGGGCUGUCGCUCUGGCAGAGUGUUUUAAAUAUAAUACAUCGCUGAAAAAGUUGUAUUUGGUUGAUAGUAAAAUUGGUUAUGAUGGUGCUGCUGCUCUGAGUGAGGGUUUGAAAAAUAACAAAUCGCUGACAACGUUGGGUUUGAAAAGAACUAUAAUUGGUGAUGAUGGUGCUGCUGCUCUGGGUGAGUGUUUGAAAUAUAACGAAUCGCUGACAACGUUGAAUUUGGAUCAUAAUAAAAUUGGUGAUGAUGGUGCUGCUGCUCUGGGUGAGUGUUUGAAAUAUAGCAAAUCGCUGACAACGUUGAAUUUGGAUCAUAAUAAAAUUGGUGAUGAUGGUGCUGCUGCUCUGGCAGAGUGUUUGAAAUAUAAUGCAUUGCAGACAGAUAUGUAUUUGAGUAAUAAUGAAAUUGGUGAUGAUGGUGCUGCUGCUCUGGCAGAGUGUUUGCAAUAUAACAAAUGGCUGACAACGUUGGAGUUGGAUCAUAAUAAAAUUGGUGAUGAUGGUGCUGCUGCUCUGGGUGAGUGUUUGAAAUAUAACAAAUCGCUGACAACGUUGAAUUUGGAUCAUAAUAAAAUUGGUGAUGAUGGUGCUGCUGCUCUGGCAGAGUGUUUGGAAUAUGAUGCAUUGGAGAUAGAGUUGGAUUUGAGUAGUAAUGAAAUUGGUGAUGAUGGUGCUGCUGCUCUGGCAGAGUGUUUGAAAUAUAAUGCAUCGCUGACACAGUUGAAAUUGGAUGGAAAUGAAAUUGGUGAUGAUGGUGCUGCUGCUCUGGCAGAGUGUUUGAAAUAUAAUGCAUCGCUGACAGAGUUGAAAUUGUUUGGAAAUGAAAUUAGUGAGGAUGGUGCUGCUGCUCUGGCAGAGUGUUUGAAAUAUAAUGCAUCGCUGACAGAGUUGGAUUUGAGGAGUAAUGAAAUUGGUGAUGAUGGUGCUGCUGCUCUGGCAGAGUGUUUGAAAUAUAAUGCAUCGCUGACAGAGUUGAAUUUGGAUGGUAAUAGCAUUGGUGGUGAUGGUGCCGCUGCUCUGGGUGAGUGUUUGAAACAUAAUACAUCAUUGGGAUUUUUGGGUUUGGAUGAUAAUAAAAUUGGUGAUGAUGGUGCUGCUGCUCUGGGUGAGUGUUUGAAAUAUAACGAAGGGGUGCAAGUUAAAAUUUAAAAGAAAUUAAAUUGGUUAUGAUGGUGCUGCUGCUCUGGGUGAAUGUUUGAAAUAUAAUACGUCGCUGACACAGUUGGGAUUGAAUAGUAAUGAAAUUGGUGAUGAUGGUGCUGCUGCUUUGGGUGAGUGUUUGAAAUAUAGUACAUCGUGGGUUUGAGUGAUAAUAAAACUGGUGGUGAUGAUGCUGCUGCUUUGGCAGAGUGUUUGAAAUAUAAUACAUCGCUGACACGCUUGGAUUUGAGUAGCAAUGAAAUUGGUGAUGCUGGUGCUGGUGCUCUGGGUAAG